AACUUCUCACGAUCAUUUCACUUCAUCAUCCACCUUCCAUUAUUAUCAUAUUCUCUCCUCUCCUCCACUACUUUACCUUCUCCACACUUAACAUCACAAAAAAUCUCAUAAACCCAACCACAAUGCAUUCCCAACAUUUCCUCACUUUCUUCUUCUUCCUUCUCCUCUCCUCCACCACCCUCACUUCUUCAACACCAUCAUCACAAAACGACGACACUUUCGAUUUCGCUCGUCCUAUAGAUCGCAAGUUGUUAGGCCUAAACAAGAAGGAAAAGCUAAGUCAAUUUAGAUUCUAUUGGCAUGACAUUUUGAGUGGAAAAAACCCAUCUUCAAUCACGGUUGUUCCACCACCAUUGAAACUAAACACAACCACUGCUUUUGGUUCAGUUCGCAUGAUUGAUAACCCUUUAACAUUAGGACCAGAAUUGAGUUCCAAACUUGUUGGAAAAGCUCAAGGCUUCUAUGCAUCUGCUUCACAGGUUGAACUUGGAUUUCUUAUGGCUAUGAAUUUAGCUUUCAUUGAAGGAAAGUAUAAUGGAAGUACUAUUACUAUCUUGGGGAAGAAUCCUGCUAUGAAUAAGGUGAGAGAGAUGCCUGUUGUUGGUGGGAGUGGACUCUUCAGAUUCGCCAGAGGCUAUGCUCAAGCUAAUACUCAUUGGAUUGAUUACAAAUCUGGAGAUGCUUGUGUUGAGUACAAUGUUUAUGUUUUUCACUAUUGAGUUGUUAAUUAUUGUUGUUGUUCAUGUUAUGUUUAUUUUAGUAUUUAUGUUUGUUUGUAUGUGAACUUUUAAUUCAAUAUUGAUAUAUUCAUCUAAGAAUCUACCAACUAUUCAAAGGUAGAAUUAUUAA
This is a messenger RNA of Lathyrus oleraceus (garden pea), 849 nucleotides long. RefSeq names its product dirigent protein 22. The record is from RefSeq and is a predicted model, not a curated record. Lineage: Eukaryota; Viridiplantae; Streptophyta; Magnoliopsida; Fabales; Fabaceae. The coding region runs from base 123 to 719 and encodes 198 amino acids. The transcript has a single exon.